UAAUAUACAUGGAAUUGACGAGAGUGCAAGCUCGAGGCCCUCGCACUACCCCAAGCCAUUAAUAUUCCCGGGCGUCAUUCUUGCCAUGGCCUUUGUGUCCCUCGAUACCGCUGCUAUAAUAUCGACAUCACUGGAAGGCAUUCUAUAUGGCUUUUCGGUCCUUAUGUUUAUUGGCACCAUGUGGGCGAUGACCUACAAACAUUCCAUGCGAGAUCUCAAUCGCCCAGUCGCUGCUGCAUCCGUCCUACUGUUGAUAUUGAGUACCGCACACAUAAUUUUGGGCAUUAUUCGGAUGGAAUACGGACUGGUGACCUAUCGCGAUACGUUCCCAGGUGGGCCAGCGGGGUACUUUGCAGAUGUUUCUCAAGAAACGUAUUUGAUCAAGAAUUCAAUAUACAUUCUGCAAACUCUGCUGGGCGACGCGGUGGCGAUUUAUCGUUGUUACGUCGUUUGGCAAAAUCCCUGGGUCAUCAUCCUACCAAUCAUGCUGUGGUGUGGUAUCGCAGUCACUGGUGCUCUUUCGGUCUACGGUGAUUCACAAACCACUGGAGUCAUCUCCGCCACAGUGGAUAUGGAGUGUAUGGGAGCAUUCUGUGCCUUGACACUUGCAGCAACUUUGUCGAGUUCGGGAUUACUCGCGUAUCGCAUCUGGAAAAUCGAGCGCAAUGUCUCUACCUCGCGCACUGCAAAGGUCAUGACCACAAGUAUAACGCGCGUAAUAAUGGAUGCUGCUAUGUUGUACUGCGUAGCGCUCCUCUCUACAGUGAUUGGAUCCCUCUGCUCGGGCAGUGGACCGUUUGUUCUGAUAGACGUGCUCACGCCAAUCAUCUCGAUUACCUUUUACAUGGUAAUCAUCCGAAUCGCAAUUGGUAAAGGCACUCAGAGUCGGAUCUUGACUGUCCGUGCGGGAAUGACCAGUGACACGGAACGAGGGAGCUUCUCACGAUAUUCUAUGAAGCCUCUGCAGGUCCAGGUAUCCCACUCCACGCAUAUCGAAGGUUCCCCGGUGUACGGAAUUUUGGACCAGAGCAAACUACCCACACGCAAGGAGUCUUUGGAUGGGGGAUAUGGCGAUACAUUAUCAGGCUGAACUCAAUCACUGUUCCACAGAAAUUAGUUUGAUAGUAUUGGACGAUAGCAUUUGGUCGGUCCGAGGUGCGUGAUAACGAAGAAGAAUCAUUAAUACAUGACUCGAAUAAGACUUUGUAUAUUAUAAUUACUGUACGAG
This is a messenger RNA of Suillus discolor, 1228 nucleotides long. RefSeq lists its product as uncharacterized. Bases 86 to 1090 code for a protein of 334 amino acids. Lineage: Eukaryota; Fungi; Basidiomycota; Agaricomycetes; Boletales; Suillaceae. The record is from RefSeq and is a predicted model, not a curated record. The transcript is spliced from 7 exons.